GCGAGGACCCCUGCCCACAUCUUCUUUCCUUUCCCAAGUGCGGCACUCGCGGAGGCGUGGAAGGAGACUGAUUCAGCCUUCCCGGGAGCAGAACUCUGGAAGGGAAAGGCUGCUGGGCUCGCCAGCUAUCUGCAUGACAAUCAUGAAGACCUUCAUCCAAUGAUCCGAUUUCUUGGCUCUUCAUCGCGAGAGUGGUGACUCUGGCAAGGAAGCUGGAGAACACCAAAUUCCUUGCAUUCUCGAAGGAGACAAAAUUUCUGCUUAACCAAAAAAAGUGUCCCUCUGUAAUCAGGAAAAGAAAAAAAAAUGGUUGGUGAAUCUAGCAGAUGUCGUAACCUGGAGAGUAUGCUGCAAGACAUACAAGCAAAACCAUGCAAUCUAUCAUUAGAACUUUUAUCAGAUAUCACAGACAACUUCUCAGAUAAGCGAGAGAUUGGCAGAGGUGGUUUUGGAGUGGUUUAUAAGGGAGUGCUCGAAAAUGGGGAUGUAGUUGCUGUGAGGAAGCUUGUGUCCAUGCCAGGAGUUAAUGAUGUACAAUUUGAAAAUGAGGUUUAUCAUCUCAUGAUGCUUAAGCACAAAAAUAUAGUUCGCUUUCUAGGAUACUGCUUUGAAACACGACAUGUAUGCAUAAUACAUAAAGGGAGAUAUUGUUUUGCGGAGAUGCCAGAAAAGUUGCUUUGCUUGGAAUAUCUGCCAAAUGGAAGCCUUGACAGACAUAUUUCAGAUGAAUCUUGUGGACUUGAUUGGCGCAAGCGUUACGAAAUAAUUAGGGGGAUCUGUUCUGGUUUACAUUACCUUCAUGAGGAAAGCCAAACAAAUACUCCGAUAAUACACUUGGAUCUAAAGCCUGGCAAUAUAUUGCUAACAAAUGAGAUGGUGCCGAAAAUUGUGGAUUUUGGUCUCUCCAGACUCUUUGGUGAACAACAAUCUCGAAUUUAUGCUACGAAUAUAGGUGGAUCGUUUGGUUACAUGGCACCAGAAUACUUGCACAAAAGAAUAAUAACAAAGAAGUCAGACAUAUUCAGCUUGGGAGUUAUAGUCAUAGAAAUAAUCACCGGGCGCAGAGACCGCCCCGAUAGUACUGGGAUGUCUAUGCCGGACUUCAUUGAGAAUGUGCUUGAAAAGUGGAGGAAUCGCUUGGAAGACUCGAGGUGCACAUCACUGGAAAAGGGUUGCCAGCAAAUAAGAAGAUGCAUUGAAAUGGGUCUAAACUGUGUGCAAUUUGAUGAGACGAAAAGACCCACAGCAAAAGAAAUUAUCAAUAGUCUUAAAAGGCAGGAUGAUGCGAAUUUACAUGUUAUCAAUGAGGAAAAGUUACCGGCAGACCAGGCACUUCAAAAUUAUUCAAGCAAGUCAAAGCCAGGUAUAUAUCCACUUACCGUGCGUCAAUUAGAUCAAUUGACCCUGAAUGCUGAGUCUCCUAGACAAAAUGCUCCUGUUGAUAAUGUUCCAUGGAACAGUCUUCCAGUGAAGGAACCACCUCCACAUAUAUUACCAUCAAAUGGAUACAGGACUUGUGCUGAAUGCCAAGACUUAAUUCGCCAUGAGAGUUUUGUCCAGUGUAUAGAUUCAUCAGUUUGGCAUUCUGAGUGCUUCAGGUGUUUUGCUUGCAACAAGACCAGAUCUGAUAAUGAGUUUACUAUGCACGAAGAUCAGCCUUACCACAAAUCUUGCUACAAAGAGUUUUUUCAUCCAAAAUGCAAUUUCUGCUACAACUUUAUUCCAACACCGAACAAAGCAACUAAUCAAUGUGGUGAAGAAGCUGUUCACAUGGUAAAUCGAGCCAUUCCUGACUACCUGGAGCAAAGGACAGUCCAGAAGCUUUUGUUGGUUGGGUCAGGGGCAAGCACCAUACUCAAACAGGCCAAGUUCUUGUACAAGAACAAACCAUUUUCGGUAGAUGAGCGUGAAGAUCUGAAACUUAUCAUACAAAGAAAUAUAUACAACUACCUUGGUAUAUUACUUGAAGGCCGUGAGUGGUUUGAAGAUGAAGCUUUAGUUGAUAGAAGAAACAGUCAGCAUGACCCUUCUAGCUCUGGCCGUUGUGAAUCUGGGUUCUCUGAUGAAGUUACUGAAUACUCCCUUAUUCCGCGCUUGGAAGCAUUCUCUGAUUGGAUUCUAAAGGCAAUGGCUUUAGGUAACCUUGAAGACAUUUUCCCUGCUGCUAGUCGUGGAUAUGCACCGGUUGUUGAUGAACUAUGGAAAGAUCAUGCUAUUCAAGCUACAUAUAAACGAAGAAGUGAACUGCCAUUCCUUCCACCUGCUGCCAAUUAUUUUCUUGACAAGGCUGUUGAUAUUUCUCGAACUGAAUAUGAGCUCUCUGAUAUGGAUAUACUGUAUGCUGAUGGAAUUACAUCCUCGGAUGGGCUAGCAUCCACAGAAUUCUCUUUCCCACAGAUGCCUUUGGGUGGACAGGGUGCUGAUGAGCCUGAUCCACAAGACACCUUGCUAAGGUACCAGCUGAUCAGAAUAAACAACAGAGGUUUGCAUGAGAACUGCAAAUGGCUGCAAAUGUUUGAUGAUGUGAGGCUUGUUAUCUUCUGUGUUGCUGCUAGCGACUACGAUGAGUACUACGAGGAUGCAAAUGGCACGAUUGUCAACAAGAUGAUAGAGAGCAGGGAGCUGUUUGAGAGCAUCGCCCUUCAUUCAACAUUUGAGCAGAUGGAUUUCCUCCUACUCCUCACCAAGUUUGAUCUCCUAGAGCAGAAGAUUAACAGCUCCCCUCUAACCUCAUGCGACUGGUUCGACGACUUCACUCCCCUGAUCAGCCGCAACCUGCUCAAUGGCAGCAGCAGGAGCACCCGGAGCAGCCAGACCGGCGCGACGCUGGCCCAGAUGGCCGCGCAGCACAUGGCGACAAAGUUCAAGAGGCUGUUCAGCUCCCUCACGGGGCGGAAGCUCUACGUGUCGUACGUGAACGCGCUGGACCAGGAGUCGGUCCGGUCCGCGAUCUGCUACAGCCGGGAGAUCAUCAAGUGGGAGGAAGAGAAGCCCGUGUUCGGCGCCAGCGAGACGGUCUACAGCGAGGAGCCGAGCACCUUCACCCACUGACCUGAUCCCCCCACCUUUGCUGCGUGCGGAGAAGAGGUGUAAAUAUCUGUGCAUUUCGCCAUUGCUUAGAGUUGUACCCCCCCCCCCCCCACUCUCCCCCCUCCAUCCCCCACAUUCCUUUUGUUCGUAGCUGAUCAUCGGCUUGUAGUAUGGCUGCUAGUAGUUUUGCAAGUAGAAUGAUGAGGUGCGAGAAGACCGGCCCAUUCUGAUUCUUGUAAAUUGUAUUAUGAGUUGCUUGCGUUUGAUUUGA
Molecule: messenger RNA, 3301 nt
Organism: Panicum hallii
Lineage: Eukaryota; Viridiplantae; Streptophyta; Magnoliopsida; Poales; Poaceae
Exons: 15
Coding region: 307-3051 (914 amino acids)
Biological process (GO): G protein-coupled receptor signaling pathway; protein phosphorylation
Molecular function (GO): guanyl nucleotide binding; G-protein beta/gamma-subunit complex binding; ATP binding
Source: RefSeq, a predicted model, not a curated record